AUGAUUUCUUUUGUAGAGCUACAAUUAAAUAAUGACGAAGAAGAUAUACCUGAUGACUUAAUCAUGUUAGUCAGUGGGGUUAAAGUUGAAUAUAUCUUGAAAUCUCAAGAGUCUCGCUUGAAGACUUUAAUUGAAGAUGUUGAUAAGCACAAUGAUGAUCGAGCAGUCACUCAAUCUCGUACUUUCAACAAUGAGAUUUCAAACUUACGCGAUGUUUCACAAGAAUGUCAUGAACGUUUUGAGAAACAAUUUGUUGAAACAAAAGUUUUCCUAAAGAAUCAGCUGAAAGAAAUUCGAAUAUUGAUGGCUACCGAGGUGCAGAAAUUUGAUGAUAAUGACCCUUUGUUACACAAGAAGGUGGAUGUUGUAGCAAAUGCCACUACAAGAUUGAUCAAAAAUAUCACUACUUUCAAUAUAGAUUAUUGA
Molecule: messenger RNA, 426 nt
Organism: Lactuca saligna
Lineage: Eukaryota; Viridiplantae; Streptophyta; Magnoliopsida; Asterales; Asteraceae
Source: the annotation of a GenBank genome assembly